Messenger RNA from Haliotis rubra (blacklip abalone), 5940 nucleotides. RefSeq names its product dyslexia-associated protein KIAA0319-like protein. Bases 273 to 3128 code for a protein of 951 amino acids. The transcript is spliced from 25 exons. Gene Ontology annotation, cellular component: cytoplasmic vesicle; plasma membrane. The record is from RefSeq and is a predicted model, not a curated record. NCBI's taxonomy places the organism in Eukaryota, Metazoa, Mollusca, Gastropoda, Lepetellida, Haliotidae.
AGAGCCGCGUGCGCAUUCAGUCGUAGACGAAGACAUGUCUAUACACCUCUGCUUCAGACUGGCCGAUGUUGUUGCAAUUCUUUCUUAUUGAUAAAUAUUUUACCCGCAGUGGAAAACACCGUGGUAUCGGCCCAUAACACCCGGCAGUCAACCUCAGCAGCAUGUUUCGUUGGGCCGUGUUGUGAUUGUGACAAUGUAAAGAAGUGCAAGAGAGGAAACAGCAGGCAUAAUGACUAGCACAAGCCAGUGACAUCACCAGCUGGAGAAUCAGUAUGUUCAGGUGCUGGUUGGGAAAUGGGAAGCGAUGUUUCAAUAAGCACCAGCGGAAGAUAAUACUGCUUCUCAUCGGUGCUUUCAUCUACGGAGUGUCGGCAGACAUUUGCAGUUCCAACAUCAGUGAAGAUGACGCAAAAAAAGCCAUCCACAGAGGAAACAAACCCAAGAAUGGAUCAAACGCUGGACGUUACACCAAGGACAUAAAUGCUGUUUCUGUGUUGGACUGUGUCGUGAGUUGCUGUAACGAAGCAACCUGUGAUUCUGUCUUCUUCCAUCAGAAUACCUGCUAUCAGCUAGAAUGCAAUCGCUCCAUACCUGGUGCUUGUGAUCCUUUCGAGGCUAACGAUCCAAAGUUUAACAACACUUACUACAUCAACGUUCGAACUGUAGAGUACACCAGCAGCAGCAGCAGCAGCAGCAGCACAACGUCACCACCACUGACUCAGCCAACAACGUGUGAGUUUGGGAUCUUGGGAGAAUGUAAGCAUGAGCAUGAGGUGUGUGUCCUGCGAGAGGGCUCCAAGUCUCGUAUGGGGCUGUGUAAGUGUGAGCAGGACUACCAUCGGGAUGAGAACUCCAACUGUGUGAAGGCGGACCUGGUCCUUGAAACCAAAGAUAAAAAGACCUCCGAAGAUCACACUGACUCAUCAACUGGCACAACAAAGGCACCAACUAGUGGAGAGGUCAAGCCAGGGGAUGAUGGAAAGAAAGUUAUCCAGUUGACAGUAUCGGCUGGGGAUAACAAGAUCAUCACACUCCCGGAAAACACAGUCACUCUCUCGGCCUUCGUCCUGCCCAAACCUCUCAAAGAUGAGGACCCCUAUCACUAUGACUGGUCACUGGUUACCUUCCCUGAAGGAGCAGAGACUGGAACCAUGGAGGGCAAGAAUACAGACACUCUGAAACUGUCUAAACUGAUAGCUGGACUGUACACACUGAAGAUCACAGUGACGGGAGAAAACAAGUAUGGCGAAGCUGUCGUCACUGUCACAGUGCAGCCUCCUGCACGUACAAACACCCACCCAGUGGCCAUUAUCAAGCCCAAGACUCAGGUUGUCAAAACGACCAACUCCGCCAUCUUGGACGGUUCAGACAGCACAGACGACGACCGCAUCGUCAGCUACCACUGGGAUGAGGUGAUCGGACCCCUGCAGGACCAGAGUGGCCAGGGAGAGGAGGCCAUGAUCACCCUGAAGAACAUGGCCCCCGGCAACUACACCUUCAAAUUGACUGUGACAGACUCUGAUGGAGUGACAAAUUCCACAACAGCUAAUGUAACAUUUAUCAAGGAGACGGACUACCCCCCUAAGGCUAACGCAGGGUCUGAUGUGGUGAUCCACCUCCCUCAGUCCUCCGUGACGCUCUACGGGAACGCCAGCACUGAUGAUAGGGGAAUCACUAGCUAUGAGUGGAUCAAGAAGGCGGACGAUAAACUUGCUGUAGACAUGACGGUAAGGGUGUGUGCUCGAGGGAGGAUGGAAACUAACAACGCCCCAGUUGCAAGGACGCUAAAGAAGGUGACGGUCAGUCUUCCCAGGGAGAACCUCAUACUGGACGGCAGUAACAGCACAGAUGACCAGAAGAUAGCCACCUAUGCCUGGAAACAAAAAGGAGGGCCUACACUUACCAUCCAGAAUUCUGAUCGUGCCGUUGCCAUGGGGACAGGGAAGAUAGAGGUUGGCGAGUACACCUUCACCCUGACUGUGACGGAUGAGGACGGGGCUAGCAGUUCAGCGGACCUCACAGUGACUGUACAUGAAAACUCCAACCAGGCUCCAGUAGCUAAUGCAGGAGGGGACAAGGUAGUUUAUCUCCCCUUGGCUACCGUGACACUCGAUGGCUCCAGGUCACAUGAUGAUGUUGGUAUCAAGUCUUACGACUGGGUCCGUGAUGAGAAGAGUCUAGCUGCAGGAGAUGUAGUGAAUGGGUCCAACCACCAGGCUGUGCUGCAGCUCAGCAAUGUUGUGGCAGGCCGCUACAUAUUCAAAUUGUCUGUGGUGGAUGCAGCAGGGCUGUCCAGCUCAGACACAGCCUCUGUCAUUGUCAAGGAAGAUCCUCACAAAGGUGACCUGAUUGAGAUGCUGCUUGAUGUAGACAUCCAACACUUCACCCAGGAGAACAAGAACAACCUGGUAAACCAGCUUCAGCUGCUGCUCCACAAGUCAUCACAAGUUGGUGACACCAUCAUCAGCAUCCAGCACCUGGGGCAGGACUACACAUCAGGACACCUUCAUAUAACAUUCCUGGUGAAGUCUAAACUUGGAAACAAGGAGGAGGUGCGUUCGGGGCCGCAGAUGUUGCGUGUUUUGAAGAGGAAGCUGGUGUCAGAGUCCUCAGUAAUAGACUACAGAGUCAUAAGUUUAGAUACAGUUGUCUGCCAGAACAACUGUUCGGGUCAUGGCCACUGUGACCUGCACACCAAGAAGUGCAUCUGUGAAGCAUUCUGGAUGCAGAAUUUCUUCAAGUUAUAUGUUUUUGAAAAAGAAAGCAAUUGUGAUUGGAGCAUACUUUACGUUGUGAUUGUAUGCUUUGUUAUAGUCGUUAGUAUUGCUGGGGGAACGUGGGGCAUUAUUUGCUGUUUACGAUCAAAAAGGACUUACAGGUGCCGCUGGAAGUCACGUAAACGACACAGAUAUUCUCUACUGAGAGAGGUAGAUGAUGAGGAAGACAAGAAUAAGCUAGAACUGAUGCCAAAAGGUAAGAUCCAGAACAGCAGUGUGAUGAUCUCGGAAUCCGACUUCUCAAGUGAGGAGGAGACGCUGUUUGUGAACAGCAAAAAACCAAAUGGACAUAUACAGAAACCUCUGAAUGGCAUCUCCAAACAACAUUAUAAAGCCAAGCUGAAAGCAUAGUGCAGGGCUACAGGGAGGGGACCAGGAGCAUGUGAUGUGUGCUGGAGGUACAGGAGGAGCUGCUCUCGUCACCUUCAAUCAUUAGAACCUGGAUGGAGAUGUGGGGACCAUCAGAUCCAUCAUUAGAUUAAUACUGAUUAACUGUCAGGUCUUCAGCUUAUGGUAUUUCAGCUUCUGUUGGUUCCUCUCAAGGAUCUCUGAACAUGAUUAUUGGAAGGAUCCUUUCAAACAUAAUCAAGUCCAAUUUGAGUCCUGGUGAUGUGUAAAGCUGGAUGUCCAUCAUGGAUUAUUUCUGCCAACACUGACUUAUUGCAACAACGUAUGUGAACCUUGUGAUUUAUUCCUGGUGCAAAUGGAAAUCCACAAAAGACUAUCUCAUGACAAACCAAGCAUCAUCUUCAUUAUUGCCAUGCACAUCAAUGGGGAUUUUAUGUUUUUAUGCAAUAUAUUGCAGCAUUGGGUUACAAUCUUUGCACUGGGACCAAUAUGGCAAAGAUUGGUCACGAGGUAAUUUAAGAGGGAGCUGCUUACUAAGGAGUUAUCGUGUUGUCAAUGCAACAGUGCUGGUGGUGGUGAAACAUAAACUGUCUCAAUACAACCAUGCAGGGAGACGACACUACGAAGUACCUGGACAGAGAUUACAGAAUCUUCAAGAGGCAUUACAAGCCACAGUACCACUAAAAACAGGAGUCACCUAUUAAUUUACAAAGCAUCUUUCUUUUGGCAUGAACGCUAGUACUACUGAAAUUUGUUACUGGAUCGUGUCUUGAAGCAUCUGUCCAUUGCAGAUAUAAGGUUGUUAGGUAAAUGCAAUACCAUCUUUCAAGUUAACCUUGUUCUGGAAUGAUAAGCCAUUAUUACCGGUAGAUGAUACUCAUGCUGCUGAGAUCUGGAAUAUGCGCCAUAUUUAUUCUAACAUUUUGAAAGUGGAACAAUACAUGAUUUUAGGGCUUUAACCACUGAAAAUAGAAACUUGCCAUCACUUGACGGAAGUAAAAUUAUCAUAAGUCAUUAUUGACUCUUCUUUGUUUUAAAAAUGUAUUAUGUCCUUUCCUGUUUAUUUGUGAAAGUUGCAAGGAAAGAUGAGUUUAGAUUUUGAAAUUAACAUUCUGAUUUAGUGAGUUCAAAAUAGGAUUGAGAGAAAUUUCAAAGAUAAAUGCAUUUUAGUAUUGAAUAAUUUAUUCACUAAUUAUGGACUUUAGGCUUCAGUUUCAUUGAACACAGUAAACAAGAGACCUCUAACACUAAUUUACCUUCCAUCUGACUGCUAUGUGACAGGUAUAUAUGGAAUAACGUCCUGAAUAUAGCAUCAAUGAUCUCAGCCAGACUAUGCCAGAUACUGACUUCCUGAAGACUGUCUUGUGAAUAUGCGUCAACUGUAUAUCAUUGAAUCAGAUAAAAUAAUCAAAUUAAUACCUGUAUAAACAUUCCAGUGUAAAUAAACAGAAAAUUGAAAAUACAUUUUGAUAAGUGAUAUUCUUCUCCACACAUUUCCAUGUGACCUGUUUCUAGAUCCAUCCUGAUAUGUGCUCCCAGUCAGAGGAACCUCUGACAAAAUACUGUGUGCCUGACUGGCUGUUUAAUGUAAUGACCAUACCUGUAGUAUCCAGUGAGACCCUGCUAAUCUGGACUGUCCCACUGUUAGAUAUACCUUCGUAUCAGUAAUUAUCUGGAAAGUUUGUAGCUAAAAGGGUUCUGCUAAUCAAGACUGUCCCACUGUUAUAGAUAGACCUUCUUAUCAGUGAUUAUCUGGAAAGUUUGUAGCUAAAAGGGUUCUGCUAAUCUAGAUGUACCUUCUCAACAGUAAUUGUGUGGAAGGUUUGUGGUUUAACAGGGUCCUGGCUAGCAGAGUUUCACUGUAUAUGUCUUUAUGCAUUUACUUGUCAACUCCUGAUGUGGUAUGUGAACCUCUAGUAUGUAUAUAUUCCUUGUCAUAAAUUUUCUGUACAAUAGGUAAAGUUGUCUAUCCAUAGGCUGUAGAAACUACUGUUCCAGAUUUGUACAGGAAAUGUUAGGUUUUAGAAUUAAGAUAAUAUUUUAGCUUGUGUUGAGUGGGUCCUAUCAGUAGAGAAUACUAUCUGACCAGUCAUUUUUGAUCUUGCAUUCCAAUAACACUAUAUUCUUCUGUCUUUCAACUGAUUCCUCUUUGUGUCAGUGACAAGCUGUGGAACUGACCAAACAUGUUUCUUUUCAAGACAAAUGGAUUGUCUCUGAGACAUAACAUGUCAGUGGAAAGAAGGAUGUCAUCUGUAUUGAUUUAUGUGUGACAGCAAGAUUGGCAUCAAAUAUUCAGCACUGUCAACCUCCAUGAGAACCAAUGUCAUCGCUAUCAUCUGUGACUGGUGGAAUUAUCUGUGACGGAAGAGUGAUAUGCAUGACAGCAGUGAUAUAUAGGCCUUCACAGGAGCAAAUCACUUUUAAUAUCCUUGAUAAUAAUAAUAUUACCUGUGACAUGCAGUUGUUUGAUUGUAUAUGUGGUCGCAGUUUUACUAUGUGACUGUUCUGUGUGCAGUAGAGCAGGCAGUGUAUAUAUAUGUGUGUUUCUGGACUAUGUUCAGACUGUAUCUUGUGUGACACAGCUGUACAGAAUAUAGCAUGUAUAGGAUCUAAUAUGGUAUUCUGAAAUUUUAACAUGGUGAGAUUAAUUAUCCGUUAACAUGUUGUGAAAAAAAAUAUAAAAAAACAUUUACGAAAUACUCAACCAGUCCCUAACUUGGGAUGAAGGAAAUUGUUUCGAAGCGUCAUUGUCCCGUUCUUUGUCAUUGUUUUGAAUGAUGGCCACGAGUAACAGAAAUAAACACUUUUGAAAGAA